AUGGAACACAAGCAACAGAGCACAGGCGAGGAGGCGCCGACGCUGGCGCCCUUCGUGGCCCCUUGGGACGGCUAUGCCGCCGAGGACCCCGGACCGGCCGCCCAGCGCGGCACGCCUCGUCACGUGCCGCACCUCUUCACGCCCCUCAAGAUUCGCGACGUCACCUUCAAGAACCGCACCGUCGUCUCCCCCAUGUGCACCUACACGUCGGUGGACGGUCUGAUGAACGACUGGCACCUGACCCACCUGGGCGCCUUUGCCAAGGGCGGCGCGGGCCUGGUGGUGUUCGAGGCGUCCGGCGUGCAGGACGUGGGCCGCAUCACGCCGUGGGACGCCGGCGUGUGGAAGGACGAGCACAUCGCGCCGCUCAAGCGCAUCGUCGACUUCGUCCACUCGCAGAAGGCCCGCGCCGGCCUCCAGAUCGCCCACGCCGGACGCAAGGCGUCCACAUAUCCGCCGCAUUUGAUCUUCCCUGCGCCCGGCGCGCCUGUGCCAGUGGACAAGGGCGGCUGGGUCCCGGUCGGCCCCUCGCCUAUUGCGUGGGACGACAAGUCGCCGGUUCCGCACGAGCUCACCAAGGACGAGAUCCAGGCCAUCGUGCAGGCCUUUGCCGACGCCGCCGUGCGGGCCGACAAGGCCGGGUUCGACGUCGUGGAGAUCCACGGCGCCCACGGCUACCUCAUCUCGUCGUUCAACUCGCCGCUCGCCAACCACCGCACUGAUGAGUACGGCGGCAGCUUCGAGAACCGGACGCGGUUCGUGCUGGAAGUGGUGAGGGCGGUGCGCAAGGUGUGGCCGGCGUCGAAGCCGCUGUUCCUGCGGCUGUCGAGCUCGGAUUGGGUCGAGGGCGGCACCACUGUCGAGGAUACGGUCCGGCUGGCCAAGUUGGUCAAGGUCGAGGGCGUCGAUCUCGUCGACUGCUCUUCCGGUGGCCAAAGCCCAGCGCAGAAGAUCAGCGUGGGGCCACUGUAUCAGCUGCCGUUCGCCGAACAGGUCAAGCGCGAGGCUGAUGUGCUUACCGGCGCCGUGGGACUCAUCGUAGAGCCUGUUCAAGCCGAGGAAAUCAUAUUCCACAAGCGUGCUGACUUUGUGUUCCUCGGGCGCGAGCUGCUGCGGGAUCCGUUCUGGGUGCUUCACGCGGCCAAGGAGCUCAAAUACGACAUCCACUGGCCCGUGCAGCACGAGUGGGCGGUCAACAGGCCAGGCCCAGGCAUCGCCAACCUCCCCUAA
Molecule: messenger RNA, 1230 nt
Organism: Acanthamoeba castellanii str. Neff
Lineage: Eukaryota; Discosea; Longamoebia; Acanthamoebidae
Product: NADPH dehydrogenase
Exons: 8
Coding region: 1-1230 (409 amino acids)
Cellular component (GO): intracellular anatomical structure
Molecular function (GO): NADPH dehydrogenase activity; NADP binding; FMN binding
Source: RefSeq, a predicted model, not a curated record